Messenger RNA from Eruca vesicaria subsp. sativa (arugula), 2289 nucleotides. NCBI's taxonomy places the organism in Eukaryota, Viridiplantae, Streptophyta, Magnoliopsida, Brassicales, Brassicaceae. The record is from the annotation of a GenBank genome assembly.
AAAAUGCGUAGAAUCUCAAAAAGUCGUAAUAUUUGAAUAAAUACCAUAUGUGAUUUGAUUUUAAAUUAUUGGGAAACAUUAAAACAUCUAAUAAAGGAGUUAAAUGUUACAAGUGAAGUUUCGGGGAAAAAGCUUUGAAAACACUCUUCGUCCUCAUGCACCGAUUACAUUUGUCUACUUAACAUCGCUGUCCAGUUACCUCUCUAGUCCACUCUUCUUCUUCUCUUUUCUCCGGUCCAACUUCACAAGUCUCGCUCUUAACCAACUCAGAUUGUCGAUUGAUUAGCCCUUUCUCUCUGUACAUCUCCGGCGGCUAAAACCUUCCUCCGACCUACUCAGAUUUCUUCACUUCCGGUGGAGGAGACAUGUCAAUGAUUGCAAGCUCUUCCCACAGUGAUCUAGAUUCAAGAAGCUUGCAAGUCCUUCUCGAUGCUUUUGGUUCUCGUUUCUCUCUCGAUGACAUCGCUGCUGCUUACUGCCAAGCUAGCCAGAAUGUCCAUGAAGCUGGUGAGAUUCUCUUUGCCAUGACGACGAAAGAGACGCCUCAAAGUGACCAACUCAAAACGAACGGAGCAACCUCAAAGCCAACUCAUGCCUAUGUUCCCAAGAAAGUUCAACCACGAGAGGAUAGCAAAGCACAAGUAUGGAGACCGAAGAAAAGUUCUGUCUCAGUUGGUACUGUUUCAGGUGUUAUUGGAAAGGAGUAUGCUAGAAGAGUCACGCCUGAAUCAAAUGCUCGCCAAGAAGCAGUUAAACCAAUGAAGAUAGACGCAAGGGAUAUUCCUGAAACUGAGAUAUGGAGUGAAGAAGAAAGGCCAAGAAGCAACGAGGCAAAUGUAAGCAGAGCACCAACUGAUGUUGAGGAAUUUAUUGUUAAGAUGCUCGGAGAAGGCUUUCAAGCUAGUCCAGAGGUUAUUCAACAGAUUCUUGGCGUAUGCGGAUAUGAUGUGAUGAAGAGUACGGAGAAGCUGCUUGACUUGUCUGAUACCAAGAAGCAUGCUGAUGUUGGAAUUUCUAAUGAAGUUACGUCAAAAGUUGGUCCCCAAAGACAUGAAUCCAUGCCCUGUAACCAAGAUUUUUCUCAGACUGGUGAAGCAAGAACCUUAACAGGUUUACAAGACGGAGGCAAGAACAAGAAUGGUCUUGAAAAGGAAGUCUUAGAAGCUUUGUUCUCUGGUGCAGAAAGAUAUGAGGAAGUACCAAAAAUAACUAGACGAAUUGCAGUAAGGAGAGCAAGAGUUGCUGGUCGUCCUGUUUUUGAACCUCUGGAAGACCCUUUUCAAGAGAGGGUAGUUACUGUGAUACAAUCAACAGAUACAUCUAAAGAAGAUGAGGAUGAUGAAAAUGAAUAUAAGGCACAUCGUCAAGCUGUGCACGAGAAUUUGCAGGAGAUGAAAGAAUACUACAGAGCUGCUGUAGAAGCAUUCUCCAAAGGAGAAACCGAGCGAGCACACAGACUCGUGGAGAAGGGACACUUUUUCGGACAAAAAGCUCGAGAGGCAGAUGACAAAUCCAUGGCAAAGAUGCUUGAACUCAAGGAAGACGAUGGUUCUACUUACAAGGAAGACGAGGUCGUGAUAGUAAAUGUGAAUGAACAUGAACCUAGGGAAGCUCUUCGUCUUCUCAAGCUCCAACUUAGGAACUUCUCUGGCAUUCCAUCUAUCAAGUACCUUAGAGUUAAAUUGGGUGACAACAAGGAAGAUUCCAAAUGCAAACGAAGGCUUACGGCAAUUGCCAAGUUGUUGGCGGGAGAAUCCAUUGCCUGGUCUGAAGAAGAUAAUGGCCUCGUGAUGAUGAUUCGUGUUGAUGAGAUUAUCCCUGAGAAGUUAAGUUUUGCCAAGAGAUAGAACACCAUUGGUUGUAAUUCCUUUUGCUUCACAUUCCAUACAAAUUUGAGUGUACUGUUUCAAACACUCUAUUCUUUAUGUAACCAAACAAAAGAAGCAUUUUGGCAGAAAUAUAAUAUUUUGGUUUCAGAAUAAAAGAUUCCUCAAGCCAUCUGACAUUACAAUAUGCUUAUAAUGUUUUGAGAGAUACAAGAUUCCCUUCUUUAAAACCAAUAUAAACCGGCAACCCCCAAUGAAACAAAACUUAUACAGUAUGAUCUCUAUCAGUGGGUGAGUCUCUGAACCUCUUCCUCAUUGUUAUCUAAAGUUUCAAGUAGAAGUGACGGCGCAUGCUGAGCAUUCCCUUGAUUCUCCUCUGAGUCUUGACAGAAGGAGAGUAUGAUUGUGUCUAUCGACAUCUCAACCACCGCAAAGAAAAGUGUAGCCACAACAUACCCCAGAG